GGGACUAGCGUUGAUUGGUUGUGUGGAGUGAUCUCUAGUUACACAGGAAAAUUGUGGAAGAAGACGAGCGUGUUUAAGCGGCGGGGCGAUAGGCGGGAGGUUCGGGCUGCAGUGUGGAGGCCUGGUAUUAGUUGACUCCUUUCUGAAAUGGGUGAUGUUCAUGCUCAGGUAACUCCAGAAACUCCAGGACAGAAAGCAGUUCUUAACCCUUUUGAGAGUCCCAAUGAUUACUGCAGCUUACAUGAGCCAUUUGUUUCCAGUCCAUCCCUGUUCAAACCUGAGAAGUCUUCAGCUACUCCUCAUCAGUUUAAAUGGUCAAUUGAUCAGCUUGCUGCAAUAUAUCCUGUUGAGAUUGAUCCUGAGGAUGUACAUCGCCAGGCUUUAUAUUUGAGCCAUGCCAAGAUGGAUAAGGAAGUAGAGGACAGAAGACAAAGGGCUAUUGAAGAGUUUUUUACAAAAAGAAUAAUUGUUCCUUCACCUUGGACCCAACAUGAUGGGAAACAAGCUGCUCAGUUUCACUCAACAAAAUGUGUUGAUCUGAACUACGAAUCGCCUCUUAGGAGAGCACAAACUGUGACCACUGGAAAAAAUACAGUUGCUUGUCAGACACAGCUGUCAUUACCUGUUGACUUCAAUCUGGAGCGAGUACUAGGUGUGUACUUUAAAGCAGAAGAGCAUCCCGAUCAAUCUCAGGAAAGCUUAAGCAACUCUUCACUUCGAAGAAAGCUGUUUUUGGAUGGACAAGUCAGUGGAUCAGAAUGUUCUUCACCCUCCUCUCCGCCACCAGGCACAUAUGAUGCUCCUCCAGCCGCUCUGGGAGUUCUCUGCUCAAUAGAUCUGUCUCCUGUCCGAUGCAGAAGCCCUAUGCAAACUCCCAAUUCGGGACAGUUUUCUUCAAGUCCAAUUCAAGGUGGACGAAGGGCUUACAGUCUUGGGAGUAGUGCAAGCCCCAUGUUCUUUGAAAAUUCGCCCCCAAGAGGCAUGUCACCAGCAUUCUCCCCAAUAUCAAGAGAUGUGGGAAAGACGCCAAUGGCCGAAAAGAAGAAAUUAUCAUUCCUUUCCCCAGACACCCUUUCUUCUUCAAAUUCGAUGGUCAAUUCAUGUUCCAGAAGCCCUUUAAUUGAAGGAUGUUCUCCAAUCAAGAGUGUGUUUGCCAGGACUUCCCAUGUUUGCAGGGACAGUGCACAGUUUCGGAUCGCUGUACCAUUCUCAAUUGAACAUCUGGAGGAGGAGAAAGAAAAUUCCCCUCCUGCACAUGGCUCAUCACCUGAUGGCAGUAUUGUUAUACAGUUACAUAACCUGGAUACAUCCUUUCCUGAGGCACAUGCCAUGGACCCACUGACCACUGUACAAUCAAGAGUAUUUAAAGAACCUGAAAAUGACUUCAAAGAAAAUGAUACGGUAGAAAUGGUGGAUCCUGUGGAACUUGAAGAUGAUCAAAUUUGGGUUAAAGCUGCUAUAGUGACAGACAACACUCCAGUGACUAGUUUUAUGACUGGGAAUAUUUUUAGUGUUGAGACUUCUCACAUGUGCAUGUCGCCUUUAGCAGAGAGCAGUGUCAUUCCUUGUGACAGCAGCAGCAGCAUUCAGGUGGACAGUGGUUAUACUACACAAACAUGUGGAUCCAGUUUAAUGGAUGGAAUUGGUGGAGAAGGAGCAUACAAAGAGAGCGAUGUACAGUUUUCGGAAAUUCAAAAUGCAUCUGAACAUGCCAAAGUUAAGGAUUUUUCAGCUUUGGAAGUUCGAGGGCAUAAGCUGUUAGAAGUUGAGUCUCCAGAAUUGGAGUAUCCCCCUCCUAAAACAAGUAAUAAAUUACAUCGGACUCUUAACUCUGGAACAUGGAAACUUAGCAGAUUUACUAAAAAUGCCCGACUCCAGAACUCCCAAAAAAGCAUGGAUGGAAAGCCUGUGUCAAGUUUUCUACAAUGAUCUUCCAAUAGGGAAGAAUAAUCGGAGUUCUGUGAAUACUGAUAAAACUUGAUCUUUAACCUAUGAAUGUGAAAUGGUGCUCUGUGCCACUAACCCCAAUGUGUAUUUAUUUCAAACAACGGUUCUAAACCAAAGGCUUUUUUUUUUUUUUCAUUAAGUUGGACAAUACAAAGUUUCAUAUGCAUUUUGCACAAUGCGUAAAAGCUGGCUCCCUGUGUAGAUAUAUUCAGCUGCCAUGUAUAAUUUUCAUUUGUACUUUUGAUGUAUAAAUAAUGGGCAGAUCUGUAUAGAUCUGAUUACCACUCUGUAGUGCUGCUAAGCAGAAGUUAUUUUCUUCAAUGUUCUAGAGCUCCAAGGACAGCUGAUGAGCAAUAACCUGUCUACCGGUGCUAAGUAAGCACAUCUCUCAAUGAUUGAUGUUUACGGGCUAGUAAAAAGGUGACUGUAAA
This is a messenger RNA of Rana temporaria (common frog), 2378 nucleotides long. It is a transcript of the gene BORA, whose product is annotated as BORA aurora kinase A activator. Gene Ontology annotation, molecular function: protein kinase binding. Gene Ontology annotation, biological process: activation of protein kinase activity; regulation of mitotic nuclear division; regulation of mitotic spindle organization. The transcript is spliced from 13 exons. The record is from RefSeq and is a predicted model, not a curated record. Lineage: Eukaryota; Metazoa; Chordata; Amphibia; Anura; Ranidae. Bases 148 to 1929 code for a protein of 593 amino acids. Gene Ontology annotation, cellular component: nucleus; cytoplasm.